Xenopus tropicalis (tropical clawed frog) is the source of this 2476-nucleotide messenger RNA. It is a transcript of the gene krt62, whose product is annotated as keratin 62. Lineage: Eukaryota; Metazoa; Chordata; Amphibia; Anura; Pipidae. The transcript has 9 exons. The record is from RefSeq and is a predicted model, not a curated record. The coding region runs from base 81 to 1793 and encodes 570 amino acids. Gene Ontology annotation, cellular component: keratin filament; intermediate filament. Gene Ontology annotation, molecular function: structural molecule activity.
UAAAUCUCAAAUACAGAGGGGUUCUGUCUCCUUCACUUUCUGUUUCUGUACAAUAACUUCAAUUUUCUUUUCAACCCAAAAUGAGUCAUUAUAAGCAGUUUAGUGUUCGAUCUGUUGCAACCUCAGGCAAGCCGGGCUUCAGCUCAUUUUCUGUGUCUAAAAGUGGUGGAGGUUUUGGAGGUUCUUCAGGAGGGGGUAGCUUUGGUAGCAGAAGUCUUUACAGUGUGGGGUCUAGGAAAGUCAGUUCCGUUGGCUCUGCAAGUGGAGGUGGCUUUGGAUUUGCAGCAGGUGGUUUUGGUGGAAGAGGUUUUGGUGGUGGAGUAGGUGGAGGAGCUUUUGGAGGGGCUGGCGGUGGUGCCUUCGGAGGAGCUGGCGGUGGUGCCUUUGGAGGAGCUGGCGGUGGUGGCUUUGGAGGAGCUGGAUUUGGAGGCUUUGGAGGUGCUGGCUUUCCUGGUGGACCAUCAGUUGGUAUUCAAGAAGUCACAGUCAACCAAAGUCUCUUGGCACCACUGAACCUGGAAAUUGAUCCAACUAUACAGAAAGUUCGACUGGAGGAGAGAGAACAAAUUAAAACUCUGAACAACAAAUUUGCUUCCUUUAUUGACAAGGUCCGGUUCCUUGAACAACAGAAUAAGGUACUUGAAACUAAAUGGAGCUUAUUGCAAGAGCAAGGAGGCCAAGUAAAGGGGUCAAGAAAAAACAACAUUGACCCUAUUUUUGACGCCUAUAUCAACAGCCUCAAGAGGCAACUGGAUGCUCUGCAAAAUGAUAAACUACGGCUUGAUGGGGAGUUAAGGAAUAUGCAAGACUUGGUUGAUGAUUUUAAAAACAAAUACGAAGAUGAAAUUAAUAAGAGAACAUCAGCUGAAAACGAGUUUGUUGUUAUUAAGAAGGAUGUGGAUGCUGCUUACAUGGGCAAGGUGGAGCUGGAAGCCAAAGUAGAUGCUCUGACAGAUGAACUCAACUUCCUGAGGACCUUCUUUGAAGCUGAACUGGGUGAGUUGCAGGCUCAGAUCUCUGACACCUCUGUUGUCCUGUCCAUGGACAAUAACCGAGCUUUGGAUCUGGAAAGCAUCAUCGCUGAGGUGAAGUCUCAGUAUGAAGACAUAGCGAAGAAGAGCAGAGCUGAAGCUGAAUCUGUUUACCAAGGCAAGGUUCAAGAGUUGCAGGCAUCUGCAGGUGAACAAGGAGAUGUUCUGCGCAACACGAAGAGUGAGAUCUCUGAGCUCAACCGCAAAUCCCAGAGACUGAAAGCUGAAAUUGAAAAUGUCAAGAAACAGAUCGCCAAGCUGCAAGCAUCUAUAACUGAAGCGGAGGAGCGUGGGGAUCUUGUUCUGAAAGAUGCUCAGUCGAAACUCGCCGAGCUGGAGGCUGCUCUGCAAAAGGUUAAGCAGGACAUGGCUCGCCAGCUUCGGGAAUACCAGGAACUCAUGAAUGUGAAACUGGCUCUGGAUGUUGAAAUUGCUACUUACAGAAAACUGCUGGAAGGAGAAGAAUUCAGGCUUAAUUCAGAUGUCAAUAAUGUCAGCAUUUCUGUCAUUAGUUCUGGUGGCAAAAGUUCCCUAGGAGGAGGAGGUGGUGGAUCUGGAGCAGGAUUCGGCUUCGGAAGUGGUGGUGCUGCCUUUGGUGGAAGUGGAGGGGCUGCCUUUGGUGGAAGUGGUGGCGCUGCCUUUGGUGGCAGUGGCGUUUCCUUUGGCUCAGGAGGUGGUGGAUUCAGCUCCUCAAGCUCCUCAUUUGGUGGUGGUGUCGGCAGUGUGCGAUAUUCAUCCAGUCAAUCCAGCUACAGGAGUUAAUUAAGCCAAGAAAUUAGGCCAAAAUCAGUGCCCAGAACACAAAAUGCAUUGCCUGCCUGUACAGAUACUACUGUUCCUUCAGAUUGCUGUAAACAUUCUGUUCUGCAGAUCCCAUCCUCAUGCCUUUCUCUUUCACUAAAACACACUAGUGGGGGGAUGAGAAAGUAAUCACUCUCCAACAGAAAGGGCUUUGGUGUAGCCAUGUCUCCUACUGCCUUUCCUCAAUAAGGUGCUCUCAGUCCAUGCUUGUCCCUCAAGCAGUUCAUUUUCUGUGCAGGAGAAACAGGAAAAGAUCUACAUUGAUUUACAAAAUAAUAAAAAACCAUAAAAAUAACAAAAAACAAUACAGUGAAAUGCACAUUUUUGGUACAAUCUCUCCAAAAACUUUAGCUUUGUAUGAAAUUAGGUGUCAAUUGCAAUAUAGGCAUUAGCCUCAUAUGUGGCUCUAGUGCAACAUUAAUGCUUUAUAAAGGUAAAACCAUCAGUGCAGGUCCCUGCAGUGGCACAAAUGGAAGCAAACAUGAGCAGUCUUUAUGAAGCAGUUGUUACCUUUUUUCUUACAUUUGUACCAAUUUGUGAACCCCCUCCACUAGGUGUUACUGUUAUGUUUCUGUUAAUGUGCACUGAGCUUAAGCAAAGCUGAAGUUGUAGCACAAAUAAACAGAAUCCUGUUGCAAUAUUAA